Molecule: messenger RNA, 180 nt
Organism: Gloeophyllum trabeum ATCC 11539
Lineage: Eukaryota; Fungi; Basidiomycota; Agaricomycetes; Gloeophyllales; Gloeophyllaceae
Exons: 1
Source: RefSeq, a predicted model, not a curated record
UCUACCUACAAACUUAAAUUACCGCCCGAACUGGCGAAGAGACGUAUUCACCCUACAUGUCAUGUGAGCAGGCUUAGACAACAUGAAGGGAACGACAAUAAUCUAUUCCCGCAUUGCGAAUCCUACACUGCAUAUGACUUCGGAGAGCCGAAAGACGUUGAAUGGCUCAUCGAUGGAAUA